Messenger RNA from Pseudophryne corroboree (corroboree frog), 1743 nucleotides. It is a transcript of the gene FAM110D, whose product is annotated as family with sequence similarity 110 member D. Bases 483 to 1604 code for a protein of 373 amino acids. The record is from RefSeq and is a predicted model, not a curated record. The transcript has 2 exons. NCBI's taxonomy places the organism in Eukaryota, Metazoa, Chordata, Amphibia, Anura, Myobatrachidae.
AACUAGUAGAUUAAAUUUUUUAUUUAUGAUCAUUUAAACAUUAUUAUAAAGGAGUAUAAAAGGUAACUAAUUGGAGAAAAGUAUAUGGAAGGUGUAUGAGGAGUUAAUGUCCAGAACAGUCAACAAACGGAUGAGAAGGCAGACUGUGUCUGGAAAGGGUGGAGAUUUCCUUGUGUGUUAAACACACACAUUCACACUUUACAUUGCACUAUGACACGGUUCCUAAUGUCUUGCACUCUCUCACGUACCCAUACUGUACUUACAUCUGUCUUCACCCACACUAAUAAGGAAGCUUUCCGUUUCUUACACUUUACUUGCUUUAUCUCAUGACUAUCCAGCUCCACACUUCUGUACGUUGCAAAAUGUGAUUCAUGGACAUUGCGGACAGCUACAGACCAGCUGGUUGAGUGCAACUGCCACCAGCUGUAUUACAGGCCACAUGGUAAGAUUUUUUGGCAAUCCAUGACUCAUUUGAUGUUACUAUGACACCUGUCACUCACCCUGCACCUGCUCAUGGACCCACCAGAAGGGUGACUGCAUCUGACCGCCUAGAAGCCGAUAAAGCAAAAUAUGUGAAAUCUCCACAGGUGAUACAUCGCAGACAAAACCCAGUCAUUAAUGCUAACUUUACACCAUCUUUAUCAAGGAAAUUGAGCACAUCACCUUGUAGUUCCCAUUCACAAACUGAACACUUGUUUACAAGACACUUUGACCAUGUUACGCAUCACAAUGAUGAGACAGAUUACUGUUCUUAUCAAAGUCAUGCUGCCAUAUCCAGCCCUUUUUCACCAAAUCAAAGAUCUGAACCAAAAACUGCCUUCUCCCCUCGCAGUAGCCUGUCCCCUGGUAUGCUAAGAAGGAAACCAAAUCUUAGUCAAAGUGAAAUGAAGAAAGGCCAGUCACUGACUCCUAACAACAAGUAUCCAAAAUCACAGGGUUUCCUGACAUGUCAACAUGGAAGUGACCCUCCACCAGCCACUGGAAACCCAACAACAAAUCCACACUGUUUACGGCGGUUGAGUGGUAGAAGACUUAACCGACCUGAUUCUCUUAUUAUUUAUAGACAAAGACGAGAUGUGGCAUUAACUAGCAAGGAAAACAAUAAUGAGGCAGGACUGGUGAUUCGUCUUCUACAAGGGACACCACUAUUGAGAAGAAGUGCACGGUUUUCUCAGGAUGCUCCUCAGGCCUGCAAUCAAGAGGUACCAGUUUCACCUAGGUUACAGCAAAGAAAAGAGGUGACCGGUAUGUGCCAGACAACUGGCUACAGUUCCUCUAACAAGGAAGAAGUUUCAUUCAAUGAGCAGUUGACUCUUUCUUCCUCUGAUGUACAACAUUUUUUUGAAAGCUGUGGACUUGAGGGCAGUUUGUUAAACUUACUUAAGAACUACCAAAGGGGCGAGGACACACCUAUGGGUAGCCUGGAAUCUAUGGACAGAGUAAGUUGUGGUAUCACUGUUGCUGGAGAAGAGAAAGAGGAAAAGGAUCCAGUGUCUAUAAUUGAGCGGAAUGCCCGUGUUAUAAAGUGGAUCUACAGCUGUCAUCGAGCACGAACCAUUAGUGGGCACGGAGACAAGCAGGUGUCACGGGAAUCUACUGUAUGACGAAUUUCAUAUUGCAAUUCAACUCACAAGUCAUGGAAAGUUUAUGCAGGUCUUCACUGUCAUACAAAGAAACUGAUUACAUUUCUACAUCAUACUGAUUUUUCCAUCACGUGUUUUCUACUUUAAAAUAACUGUAAAA